AGGACCGAGACCCGGCGGCCGGGCGGGUCUCGGGGCCGGGGUCAGCAGGUAGAGAGGGCACCGGCCACCUUUCGGAUAGCCAGGUAUCCGCCUAGAGCCCAGGCCGAGGUCAUGGAGGCCACCGGGGGGACCGGGAGCUGCAGCUCCGUGAGGUUUCGACUCAGCCUCCUUGAGAAGGGUUCCUGGGGCCAGACUCUUAAACUGCUCUGGUUCCCUUACCCUCUUAAUAAUCCCUUAAAACUUUCUUGUUCUCUGAAGGUUCAGGGUUUAAAGCUUAGACCUCCUGAGACAGACUGUCCUUACAGGAAGCACUGCAGCGUUUAAUCGCAGCUGAAGCAGAAAAGGUCUCACUGAGUUUAGUUUGUCAAAAUAAAGCAACAACACUGCUCUUAAUCUGCACUCAAACCAGCUGACCUCAGUAAUCUGAAUCGUCGGGGAACCUCUCAGAUUAGAUUAGGGUCACACAGUCCUGCCUGUAUUCAGGAAGCGGCUCAAAACCACAGAAACGUCCCAAAACAUUCAAAGUAACCAUACAAAUGCCACAAAACAAGAGUGUUCACAACGCGAUGCAAAAACACCACAAAAGCCCACAAAAAACAAAACAAGUCCAAGUGACCAAAAAGAGACGCAAAAUGAACCAAUAAGGAUGUGAGAUAACUUCAGAAACGCUUAAAUCUCAUAAUAAUCAAAACAUGACCAAAGUCUAAAGUGUCCAGAUCUUUAGAAUGAGACGUAAAGUGAUGAGAAAGGAAGUGCAAACAGUGGCGUUAGUCCUGAGCGCUGAGUUUAUCCGGCGUGUUGAGUUUUAUUCACAGGUGGAGUCGCUGAUGUUACUGUUUUAAAGCGAACAAACCUCAGACACCCACAAUAAAGCCACAUGAAUACAGCCACAAGUUUCCAGCUUCCAGUGUGUAGCGAACGAGAAGCUGACAGAAAGGUCAGAGGUCGCUGAAACUGUAAGGAGACGUCUUAUUCGCAGUCACAUGGGGCCGUGUGGGGCUGUGACUCACAGCGGCGUCCUGUGAGGCAGAAAACGGUAACAUGACUCAGUUUUUCUGCGCGGACUUCACACGAGAGGCCGGUGCUGCAGCUGCUGUCUCAUGUUUCCCUGCAGGACUGCUGCUGCUUCACUUCCUAAAAUAAAAGCUUCAGAGCUCUGUGAGACCGAACAGUUUUCCAGGACAGGCGGUCACAUGGCGGCGGCGGCGUUGGCGAGGACUGAGAAUGCACUGAGUAAUCACUGAUGGCUGCAGUGAAUUACAGAAACUCUUCUGUGUUUAUUUAAAUUCACCUGAGCGACACAGCCUGCAGGUGAUGUUGAUACUUUCAAAGGAUCCUGAAAACAUGGGAGAAAUGGGCGUCUGAGUCGCUGCUCUGAGUUUGGACCCGACCCUGAUAAGGAUGAGCAGAAGAGACUGGAUCAUGUUGCUUAAUGUGACAUCAGAGGGCGAAUUUGAGUGUUUUUCUCCUUUCAAAUCUCCUUUUAGAUUCAGAAUGGAAAGUCAGAGUCAUCCAAAACACUCAAAAUAACCAAAAGACAUUCAGAGCAGCAAAGUGUUCAGAAUGAGACGUAAAGUAACUGGAAAGAGGCUCCAAAUGACCACGAACACGUGGAAAGUCAUUUCUUAAACACUCAAAAUGAACAAAAAAAGAGACACAAUGAUAAAAGAAACACAAACAACCACAAAGAGGCUCAAACUGGCCACCAAACAAUGAAACACGACUCUAAAUCACACAACAUGACGCUAAAAAUGGAACAAAAUGAUCACAAAGGGAUGUAAGCAAAGAAAGCCACAAAAAACAAAGUCAAGAACUACCAGACAGAUGCACAAAUUAAUAAUAAUAAGGUGCAAAACUUAAAAACCAAAGUGUUGAAAGACAAAACCAGCACAGAGUGAAAACACUGAAGAAUAGUCUGACUGCCUUUAAUCACCUUAAUGAUCCCAGUUAUAAAGUUUAAAACUUCUAAAUUCAUUCAGUCUCAAACUGAACUCAGAGUUUCUCGAUGUUAAUGUAAGAAUAAAGUCGUGUUUGUCACUUUAGACCUAAAGGCUCCGGCGGCCCAUGAACUCAUCCGAAACUGGGAAUAAAGUGGAUGAGUGAGGCUGAAGUGGUGGUGACGUCCUGUGAACCAACAGGGUGGAGCAUUGACGGCUGCUAUGACCCAUCACAUAUGUUCAUGAGCCUGAGCGUGAUUAACUCGGUUUAUUUUGAACGUAGAUGUGCACGCUCACACAGGCCUGAAUGCAGCGCUGCUAUCUGUAGCUGCGAGGCUGCAUCAGGAUGUUUGCUCUUCCUCCUCCACCUCCUCCACCCUCCCGCUGUUGGCAGGGUGUGAUGUCAGCAGCCAGUUUGUGCCGGUGAUCUCACCGGGCAGGACUCCGGCUCUGGCAUCGGGUCCUCGCUGCCCUCCGCGGCUCGCAUUCCUCAAAUAGAUUCAACAAUGGCUGCCGCCGUGCUGCCUUCAGGACCACCUCACUGCAGAAAAAUGCAGCGGCGGGUCGUUUGUGUUUUUCUGCUGCAUUCACGUUACAUCAGAGGGUGGGGUCUCCUCCACCCUGCCGGUGUAUUUACAGAGCAGGCCGGGGCCUCGUGUCAGACUGUGUUGAGUUUGUGCUGCUGAGACGCUGUAGCAGCUUCCCGCUCAGACGGGAGGAGGUUAGCGCUGGAAUUUCUAAUCAAAGAAUACCAAAACCUGCACUUCCUCUUAACGUCCACUGGAGGCUCCAGCUGUGAGUCUGUCCCACAGAUGCCUGUGUUAAAAUGUGCACCUUUACAGCAGAAACAAACGUCUUUUUAAAGCCUGUUUAAAGUUAGCAUGAUUAGGGGGUGUGGCCUCUUUGACCGACAGGUGGAUGGCGACUCAGGCGGCUGUAGCUGCUAGCUCCUAGCUGUCACCCCUGUACCAUGUUGGUGCUGUUGGAGCAUUUUAAUGACAUCAUGUGACCUAUAAGGUUCCUUCCUUUCUGAGCUAACCAGGUGUGAGGUGAUACCUCAGUGAUCCACCCUCUGGCCUGUGUACAGUCUCCUCUGGGCCCAAGAGUCCAGCCUGCCCGAUCCUGAAAGCAGAGAGUGUGUCUGUGUUUGUGAGUCCGUGUGUGUUACGUUGUGUUGCAAUAACUUUAUUUGUGGUGGGCGUUCUGCCCCGAUGGACGUACGACACUACACUACGAGAGAGCGAUCGAUGUGAGACGUUGAUCAAACUGCAGGUGAAGCUUCCUCCUGCCGCUGUUUGGAUCCAGCGUCUCUCUGAAAGCAUCGACAGAGUGCAUUAUCCAGAGAAAGGCUGCUGUACGUAAGCCUAUUAAAGCUGACCGCAGACAGACGCUUAAACACAUCGCAGAGCCUCCUCCUCCUCCAGCCCACCGGCUGAGAGUGUCAGGAGUUAACACGAGAACGUGUUGUGUCAUUUCAUCCCGUCACGGAUUAAUCGUCAGGCCGCUCCGAGGAUUUAUCCGGAGAAGAAACGAUGAUGUUUUUAGGUGUCUGGACAGCAGACUCGCACUCCGAAGGUUUCCCUCCUCCUGCUGUCAUGUUGAAGCCCCACUGAGGUUCUCAGCCUCCAUAUUGGACGGGGAUUCUGGGAGUUUGCUGCCGGUGAGCCCAUUCACACCUGAGCUUCCUGCGGGACUGACGGGACGUCACGUUCCUCUGAGGCUGCACGUGAGAAACGAGCAGAAACGGAUGUUUUCUUUGGCCGAGUCUGUUCUGUAAAAAGCGUAAAGCUGUCGUGAGUGGGUGCUUUCCCAACUUUUGGGAUAAAUAUAGAAGAUCUUAUCUUGGAAAACAGGAUGUUUAGGUCCAGAAAAAAGGUUUACUGAUGGGACAGAUGUGCAGGAAAGACGAGCCGGCACAUCAGCUGUGGUUGUUUUACUGAAAUGCAAUCAAAGUUUGAGAAAAAUAAGGUGAUGGUUGUUUCCAGCUUUUAUCAGAUUCCUUCAGAUGUGAAGUGGAAUAAAAUCCAUCUGCCUGAACAUGGAUACAGAGCCACACGAGCUGAUUAUUUAACAAUAUGAUGGUUUCUGUCAGCGUUUCAAACUCGCAUUGAAAUACUUCAAUUUUCUGAUUCCUCCUGAGCUGGAGCUGUCUGCACGAAUCAAAGAAACUUUUAGAAGCAGGAAGAAGCUGGAGAGAAAGCGGCGAAGCAGUCUGUGAGCAGUCUCCAGGGUUGUGCACAGACUCGGUCGGUUGCACCACGUGAGAAAUCUGGCUGGAAAUAAGCGGUUAGUUCAGGGAACAGCUCGAUCUUCUGUAUGAGUGUGUGUCGUUUGUGACGGCUGAGAAAAUCCUGGAUCUUUUGUGUGUGUGCGUAAACAGACGGGACGAGAUUUAGAGCCGGAUCCCAAACGCAGGAUCCAACCGCGGGGCUCGCCUCAGCGCUUGGCGUGGGCGUGUCCGUGCCUGACCUUUUGAUGAUGAGUUGGUGAGGACUGAACGAUGGAUGUGAUCCACUGGCGUGUGUUUGAAGUGCUUCGUGUUUGACGUGGAGGCUCCGGGGCAGGAAUGGAAGACGCGGUCGUUUGCUCUUCAAACUGAGACGCAUGUAAACAUAUUUUCUAAGAGUCGGAUUGAUCUUCGCGGAUAUUCAGGGAAUCUCUGCCCAGAGUCUGCGUGUCUGAGUGGCGGUGUGGUUCAUCAGUGUCGGGGAAUGGGUUCAGGUCUGAGCGGUGGUCUGCAGGACAAUGGAGGCCGAUGGGAGCAGGAAAUGGAAAGUUCCUCACAGGCCUGGCUGUUUUCAGGAUGGGGGCGGUGAGGCAGGAUUUCCUCUCUGAAACAAAACAGGAGCAGUCCUGCUUCUCUGGACCAAAAAAAGCUGCUGUCUAUUUCAGGGCAGGGUGGGAAAAGCACCGGAGGAUCCUCGGGGACGACACGCACUCGGCGUAAUCACAAAGCGCUGGAUGUGUGUUUUUAUUUGUCUGAUGUGAAGGGAAACCAGUGCGGUGGUAAUCAGUGUUUGUUUUAGAUUCAGGAGAAAGAAACCGUGAAUAAAAAGAUUUGUCUGUUAUUUAUAGAUGUCAAAUGAAAUAAAACGAUCGUUCAUCCUAUACCUUUACAAUGAAACCCUCUCUUAUGUCUGCGUGUUUUAUAUACUUUACAUUUAGCUCUUACACUCUACCAGACUCCAUUCACAAAAUCUAUGAUUUUACAUCUCAUAACACACAAGCUGUUUGUCUGCCUCCUUGAAUGAUUAUGGUUAGUAGUCUUGGACCUGAAUGUUUUCACUGUUUGUUUGGGAUCUAAACUGACCAAUAAAAAUGCAAAAGUCACAGAAAGUAAACCAGCAAUUUUUUUUUUUUACCUCGAGGUAAAAGAUGCUGUUGUCAGUGGACUGUGGACUGCAGUGAGUUAAAGGGUUUUAGUGGGUCAGUCGCAGCAGUUUUGGUCUCUGUAGCUAAUUUAUCUACCUCAUUAUAACUGUGGGGUCAGGUUUUUAUAACACACCUGAUUCAAUUGUAUUAGGGCUUAAAGUUUACAAAAAUAGGGGUGUGGCCUCUUUGACUGACAGGUGAACUUUCCAGAUGCUUCAUAUUUUUCUUCCCUUUUCAGACGUUAAUGAGGGGAAACCAGCUUUCCUGUUUAUGUGUCACAUGAUAGCAGGCUCCUGCCUUCAGCAGGAAGUAAUCAGAUUACUUCAGAGGACGUCUGCUGCCCUGAAAGCUGUGAGCGGAGAGCAGAAGUGGAUCACUGUGUCAGAGUGGCUGCAGAUUAAAGCCUGAGUUGUGGAUGAAAAUUGGAUUAGUCAAUCGUCUGAGCACCAAACGCUGCUGCUGUCUGAGGAGGACGCUCACGCCGCCAAACAACCAAUCAGACACCUUGUUUGUAGUUUAAAUCAACACCUGAGUGUUUGGGCGAUUAAGCCGCUCAAAGUUAACUUGACCUCGAGAACAUCAGCCGACUCGCUUCCUGUUUGUCGCUUCACGAGGCUCUAACGUAGAUAUUUUCAGCUCUGUUUAGCUUCAAACUCGGAUUAGAAGUUGACUUCAAUGCCUCGGGGUCGGUGUGUUAGCCGCUGUGGCUUUCAGUCACCUGCCGAUUAAUUUGGAAAUAAGUAGUUUAUCCAUCAGAGGCUUUUAUUUUAAUAUGCUCCUGGAAGAAUCAUUUGAUUGAUUUCUCCAAAUGAACUUGUGACUUUGUAAAACGUUGGAUGGGCCCCUCUGGGUUUUAGCUAAUCUGAAGUAUGUGUGAAUGAUGGGAAGGCGGCGUGUGGUGGUGUCACAGACCGCUGUGUUGAUCUACCGUGCCACUGCUGUCACAGGCUAAAAUCUGGAGCUGCUUCGGCUCCUUUCAGAUGAUGUUUUUGGAGUGUUUUAUGCGGCCUCCUCACAUCCAGCCGCUGAUCUUGAACUUCCUGUUUUCUGGAAGCGUGCUCCGUCCUCAGACCGUCGAGGGCCAGCCCGCCGGCCUCCAGCUGAGACUCCAGCCUGGAUUCCUGAGCUCCGAGUGGCUUUGGUGCUAUCAGCUGCUGAUUUACAGCUCUCUUUAUGGCUGCGAGUUAUUUUUAGCUGGAGGCUGCUGCCGCUGCCAGCUCUUCUCCUGGCUUCCUGCAGGACGGAGAUGAAAAGUGAACAAAGUGGUGCCUGAUGAAGGCACCAGCAACUUUAAGCUGCUGCCCCGGGUCAGUCCUGCAGCCUGUUCUGCUCACUUUGCAGCAGUUUUAUGUGUAAACAUGUGGGCCUGGAAGAUUUCUGCAUCACGUCUUGAAUGAAUGCAGACACAUUAAUGAAGAAUGAGAGAAAGUGAGCAGUCGAGUCUGUCAAUGAGGAAAAACGACCGAACUAAGGCUGAGCUGAGUCUGCAGUCAGUGAGAGGUUUCUGUCGCUGAAUCUGACAAUCGAUCACGGAUCAAUUUGCGCUUCUGAUCCACUCUGAUUUUGUGCAGAAGUUUUCAUAACACUGAUUCAUUUUAAUGCAAUAAGACUAAAUUAUACCAGAACACUCACCAGAGAAGUUUUAAUCCACGUCUUCCGUGUCACUGCUGGCUUCCACCUGACUUCCUGUUUGUCUCCUCUCUUCCUGUUUUGUUUCCUUUCUCUGGAGGAGCAUAAAUGUUUGUAGGACUUCCUGUUUGGCCUUUAAACUCAGGAAAUUGGGGAGAAGCAUCAGUCCGGUUCAGUCAGAGUGAGCGGUUAGAAUCGGGGCUGGUAUCUGAAUACAGGUGAAAUGAGACCUGCCUGAGCCUUGAUGUUCUCUUUGCUGCUUGAUGGCUUUUGGGCGACUUUUCAGACGAAGCAAAGGACUCAAAGCAUGCGUGGCUUCUGAACUGGCGAUCCACUCCUGGAAAUUGUAAUUUAGAUUUGUAAUGUUGUCUGAGGUAUUUAUGAUGUUUGACGUUAGCGAGCCGGUUUCGGUCUAAAAUGUCCCAUUCCUUCGAUCUUAUUGGAAGUUUAUCCUGAUUCCAUCCAUAGAAAUCUGUCCACAGCUUCUUAAGAGGAGCUUUCAUUAUUUGUAAGAUUUGUUUUUUGCAUUUGGCCUUUUUUGGACAGCACAGUGUAGAUCGGAAAGCAGGGACAAGUAUGAAGGAAUGAAACGACCUCGGGUGGACAUGAUAGCUUUCGUUUGCCUGAUCAGUCGGGUGAGCUGUAGCAGCGCCCGUGCUCUCAUUUUUAAAUUUCUAAAGGAAGUGUUUGUAGUUGUGCGUUUAGCUGCUUAGACUUGGCGUGAACAUGUGCUUAAACUGACGUGGAAGAGGAACUGCUCGUCCUGAUGUUGACCUCUGGCCUCAGACUCGGUCAGUCGCCGCUGGCUCGAGGAGGACUUGCUUCCCUCUGAGUCCGCUUAACCUCCCCGAGUCUUAACUCUGACCUACAUGCAGCGUCGCUUCAUUAUCCAAUCAGGGCUGAUAUGUGGGUCAGCCAGGGCGGCGUGCCUUUAAAGUCCCAAGAAGAAGAAGGUUGAUCUGAGAGUUGGAGAGAGUUUGAUCCUUUUUCCUAACUGCAUCAGGGCCACGAGGAGCACAUGUUUGGAUCCUCCAGGAGCUCAGCUCUGUUUUCUGUAACGCAGUCUCACGGCAGUUUGUAACUAGUCAGGGACUCUGAACAUGAUCGUUCAUCCGUCCGCUCUCUGUUUGUACCCAUUUACACAAAAUGAAUAUUCUCAGAGGCUGGAGAUGUUGGGGUUUUGCUGCUCACAGACCACAUUUUGAUUCUUAAAUGUGUCAGAAGUUUCUAUUUAUUUUGUAUUAUUUUGAAAAUGUUGGCAUUAUUAAAAUAUGUUAGUAAUAAUCAUUAAAACUAUUUAGAGCGACUUUUUGGGUUUACAUUCUAAAAAGUUAAAACUUCUCCCAAAGCGCCGUUUUCUUGGUACUGCGUGCUCGCCAAAAACUCUGCGCAGGAAAUGUACUUCCUGUUACAAAGCCGCACUGACCAUCUCAUAAAAACAGGUCAAUUUGCGUCCACGAUCAGGGACGACUUUUAUGAGACCAAGCCGACCGGUGGCCUGGUCUGGUCAUUGUUGCGGGUCCCACAGACUCCUCCUCCUCCGCGUUGGGCUGCAGUAGAUCUACGCGUCGCAGACAGGAAUGGUCCUCCUGUUCCUGUGACCUGAACGGUCACUCUGACCAGAACCUGCCAUAGGUGGAGAACUGGUUCAUGAGCCAUGAGGUGAAAACUAUCAUCACAAGCUUCGUUCCACAACAGUGGAGAUGGAGUCCACUUCCAGUCCGGCCACUGGGGGGAGGAGCUUGUUGGAGAGCUGGUUGAUAUUUGUUUUUUUUACUGUCACAAAGUGUGUGAUGAUAUGUAUUCGGGGGUUGUUUACAGCCUGAGAUCGCCCUCAGCUUGUAUCUUGGCCACGUUUGGCCUGCUGCAGGUGAACCUCCAGCUCCACGUGGAGGACUGAACGCUCUCACAUGUAACCUGCAGCCUGAACAACAACGACAACAAACCUCCUCAUUUCCAUAUUAUGAAACUCGCGGAGUGAGCUGCGGGGAUUUUUCUAUCUCGCUUCUGCUGCUUCAAAGCUUCUCUAUCAGCGGGGCUUGAAUAAAGUGUCCUCAGAGCUCCUCCCUGCUCUCUGGGACUCUGCUCCUGUUUCCUCUCUGGUCACAGAGGCCUCGGGGGGCGGGGGGGACAUUCUUCAGUCCUCAUGAAUAUUUAGGGCUCACAACAUGUAUGGAGGCCUGAGAGCUCAGAAAUUGAACCCAUUAAACAGAGAAUGACUGGCCUGAAUGUGGGUAAGAGCUUGACUAAAUUACACUCAACUAUACCGGUUAAAUGUUUCUGUAUCAGCGCGUCCAGAUUGUGUUCUGGCCUGUGUUUCUUUCAUAGAUAGUAAACGUACAGAUCUUGCCUCCUAUUCUUCAGAUCAUUCUCUGCUGCUACGUGUAGAAUGAAUGGAAAUAGGUAUUAUAAAUAUUAGAGGAUAUCACUGACUGAAUGUGGCACUCUGUGGGUUACUUUUCAGCUACCGAAACCCUUUUUCUUUCCAUCCACCUACUAUUUCCAGCUGCCCACCCUACACCACAGACUACAACCCAUCCUGGUCCCUCGCAAAGUGCAUAAAUCGCCAAUGUGGGAAGUAUGAAAGGGGGAUUUCCCGCCUAUUUUGGAGCAAAAUUUAGGCUGUUUGCAAACUGCAGCAAGUCUACAGAUCUAAAUCCAUCCAUAUGAUUCAUUACGAGAGCUCUGCGUCAUCGUCAUCGUCGUUGCUGCUGAAUAAGAACCAAACCAGGAAACUGAUCAGAAAAAGGAGAAGCUGAUGCUCGACGCUGUAGUCUUCACAGGGGAAACCACAGUCUGCUGCUUUGCCUUUGCUCAGCCCUGAUUGGCUGGCCUCGGUCUUUCUCUGGCUCUUGACUUCCUCCCAGGAAGACGAACGUCAGCCCACAGAAAGCGAGCGAACGGCAGCUCCAGCUCGGCAUGCACAUGAGGACAACCUGACGAAUCCUCAUCCGUCCGACCCGCCGGGGUCGUGUGUCCGUGUCACAGCACAGCUGUCGGCGAGCCAGCAGUGACGGCCAUUUUGGGGGCCUCCAUCUGCUCGUUGCUGCCUGGAGGAAGCUUGCGUGUGCUAGACUAUGAGUGGAAGUGACGCCCACCCUUUGAUUGGUGAGGGUCUAAUCCAGGGGACCUUGUACCACUGGCACUUUUACAGGAGGCCCUGGCGGAGAACCAACACCCCACCAGCUUCUGAGCAGCUAUUGGACAAAUACAAAUGGGAGACGUCUGCUCGCCAGGCGCCGAGGUCGGCCGGUACGUCCACUCCCGAGGGCAAAGCACAAACCAUGGAGCCUUCUCACCGGCGACUGCUCAGCCUGCCGAGGUUCGGCACCCUCCCAAACCCGAAAAAACGUAGCGGGGAGCCCGGCGCCCUGCAGAGGAUCUUUCUCCGGUCGAUGUCCGAGCCCGGCGCCAACAACGACAACAAUAGGGAACCGCUCAGGAAGGUAGAAUCAGUCGCCGAGAGGAGCACGCCAUCCGUCAGCAGCUUCUUCAGCUCGCUGUCUCGAAGGAUUGGCAAAGUCCUGAGGGAAGAAGGCGGAGGCAGCGAAGAUGAAGGAGGAGAGGACGAUGUUAAAGGUCCUCCGGCUCACCGAUUCUCCUGCGGUCAGAGCCCGUACACCAACAGCGGCUCCUGGGACAGGAAGUUCUGCAUCCUGACCGACACCCAGCUCAUCCUGCUCAACAAGGAUGAUGAGGUUGCAGGUGACGCUCAGGAGAGCCCCACAGACUCGGCAAAGGCUCGCAGCCUCCGCAGGACGGUCAGCGUCCCCUCAGAGGGACAGUUCCCGGAGUUCCAGGCAGAGGGCGCCACCGCCAUGCUCGAAGUUUCUUCGGAGAGAUCUCCGAGGAGGAGGAGUAUUUCUGGUUUGGGGAGCUCGGAGAAGAGCGUCGCAGUCGACAAUCCAAACACGUCUCCGUUCAAAGUGCCGGGGUUUUUCAGUAAACGUCUUAAAGGCUCCAUCAAAAGGACGAGGAGUCAGACCAAACUGGACAGAAACACCAGCUUCAGACUGCCCUCCAUCCGGCCCGCCGAUGCCGACAGAUCUCGCGUGCUUCCCAAGCUGAAGGAGUCGAGCUCCCAUGAGUCUUUGCUGAGCCCGGGCAGCGCGGUGGAGGCUCUGGACCUGAGCAUGGAGGAGGACGUGUUCAUCAAGCCUCUGCACAGCAGCAUCCUGGGACAGGAGUUCUGCUUCGAGGUGACGUACUCGGGCGGCAGCAAGUGUUUCAGCUGCACAUCGGCCUCAGAGAGAGACAAGUGGAUGGAGAACCUGAGGAGGACGAUUCAGCCCAACAAGGACAACUGCCGGCGCGCCGAGAACCUGCUGCGACUCUGGAUCAUCGAAGCCAAAGACCUGCCGCCUAAGAAGAAAUAUUUCUGCGAGCUGUGUCUGGACGACGUCCUGUACGCCCGGACCACCAGCAAGACCCGCCACGACAGCCUGUUCUGGGGCGAGUACUUUGACUUCUCCAGCCUGCCCGGCGUGCACAGCAUCACCGUGCACAUCUACCGCGACGUGGACAAGAAGAAGAAAAAGGACAAGAACAACUACGUGGGCCUGGUCAACAUCCCGGUGGCGAGCGUGACGGGCCGGCAGUUCGUGGAGAAGUGGUACCCGGUGAGCACGCCCACCACCAGCAAGGGCAAAGGCGGCGGGCCGUCGAUCCGCAUCAAGUCGCGCUUCCAGACCAUCUCCAUCCUGCCCAUGGAGCAGUACAAGGAGUUCGCCGAGUUCGUCACCAACAACUACACCAUGCUGUGCUCGGUGCUCGAGCCCGUCAUCAGCGUGAAGAACAAGGAGGAGAUGGCGUGCGCGCUGGUCCACAUCCUGCAGAGCACGGGCAGGGCAAAGGACUUCCUGACAGACCUGGUGAUGUCAGAGGUGGAUCGAUGCGCCGACCACGACGUCCUGAUCUUCAGGGAGAACACGCUGGCCACCAAGGCCAUCGAGGAGUAUCUGAAGCUGGUGGGACAGAAAUACCUGCACGACGCGCUCGGCGAGUUCAUUAAAGCUCUGUACGAGUCGGACGAGAACUGCGAGGUGGACCCGAGCCGAUGCUCCACCGGAGACCUGGCCGAACAUCAGAGCAACCUGAAGAUGUGCUGCGAGCUGGCCUUCUGCAAGAUUAUCAACUCAUACUGCGUGUUUCCUCGUGAGCUGAAGGAAGUGUUCGCCUCGUGGAAGCAGCAGUGCGUCGCCCGCGGCCACCAGCAGGACAUCAGCAAGCGCCUCAUCAGCGCCUCGCUCUUCCUGCGCUUCCUCUGCCCCGCCAUCAUGUCGCCCUCGCUCUUCAACCUCAUGCAGGAGUAUCCCGACGACCGAACGUCCCGGACGCUCACGCUCAUCGCCAAAGUCAUCCAGAACCUCGCCAACUUCACCAAGUUUGGAAACAAGGAGGAGUACAUGGCCUUCAUGAACGACUUCCUGGAGCACGAAUGGGCGGGGAUGAUGCGUUUCCUGUCGGAGAUUUCCAACCCGGAGACGCUGACCAACACGCCGGGGUUCGAGGGCUACAUCGACCUCGGCCGCGAGCUGUCCGUCCUGCACGCCCUCCUGUGGGAGGUCGUCUCUCAGCUCGACAAGGGUGAAAAUUCCUUCCUGCAGGCCACCAUAGCGAAGCUGGGCCCGCUGCCGAGGAUUCUGGGAGAUAUCACUCGCUGCCUGGCCGCUCCAACGCCCGUCCAGCAGCAGCUGCGGCGCUUCCAGGACCACAGCUCCGCCCACAACAUCAGCGGCAGCCUGUCGUCGGGAUUGCAACGAAUCUUUGAGGACCCCAGUGACAGCCGCAGCGAGGUUCGCAGUCUGCAGACACCAGUUCGGGGUCAGCGCCCCCUGUUGCCUCAGCAGCAUCCCUCCAACCACACCAGCUUCUCCGACCAGGAGGAGCGCGACACGCUGCUGCCCAACGGUCGCAGCAUCUCUCUGGUUGACCUGCAGGACGCUCAGAGCCUCCACGGCCACGCGGGGCCCCCGCCACACCACGAGGCCCCGCCCCGUCUCAGCAGGGUUGGCUCGCAGGCCUCCGUCGGACAUGCCGUUGCCCCGGUUACCUACUCCCACUCCAACCCUCUCACCCCUCAGCUGGCACCACACCAGGCCAAAGUCCCGCCCAGAGAUGGACAGCCACAGAGCGCUCCGCAGGUGAGGCGGCCGCUGCACGCCUCCGUCAGUCAGCAGCGCAGCCUGCAGCCGCUCUCGUUCCAGAACCCCGUCUACCACCUAAGUAACCCCGCCCACAGCACGACAACACGCUCCGCCCACUCGCUGCGGCAGGACUCCAGCUCCGAGAACCUGAGCACCGAGAGCUCCCACAACAGCCACAGCAACUCUGACGACUUCGGCAGCCAGGUGGGGGGCAAAGGUCGCGCGCCGUCCAACAGCAGCCUGGACGAGGUGGGCAGCAGGCGGAGCACGCAGAGCGAGGACUGCUCUACGCCACGCCGCCAUGCCCUGCAAGACCUCCCACCCGGCACCGCCACAGCGGUCGCCAUCCCUCGUCAGAGCACAACAGCAGGCACCGCCCACAUCAUAAAGGUGGAGCAGCAGAGCAAAGGGGGCGGGGCAAGGACGCCACGGUCCGCUGCACACAGCGCCUCACUGCGCAGCAGCAGCAGCGCCAACACCGAGCCAACGCCCACCCCUGCCGCUGGCAUCAUCAACCGCCAACCGUCCACCUGCUCUGUGGAGAACGUGGCUCCGCCCCCAAAGAGCACCACCAAGCAGAUGCCACAGGUGGCGUCUCCAGUGGAGGCGGUGGCGGUGGCGAUGUCUCCCGUGGAGAGGACGGCGGCAUGGGUCCUAAACAACGGCCAGUACGAGGAGGAGGAGGGAGGGGAGAGGAGCAGGGAGGAGGGCAGGAACACAGAGAAGUACGAGCUGGAGAUCUCUCGGCUGAAGGAGCGCCUGCGCGUGUCCGGGCGGCGCCUCGAGGAGUACGAGCGGCGGCUGCUCGCUCAGGAGCAGCAGAUGCAGAAGCUGCUGCACGAGUACAAAAACCGGCUGGAAGACAGCGAGGAGCGACUGAGGAGGCAGCAGGAGGAGAAGGACACCCAGAUGAAGAGCAUCAUCUGCAGACUGAUGGCGGUGGAGGAGGAGCUACGGCGGGACCACGCAGAGAUGCAGGCAGUGAUCGAAGCCAAACAGAAGAUCAUCGACGCUCAGGUCAGUAACGGAUGUGAAAUAAACCAAUCAGGAGAAAAGGAUCGGGUCCCUGGAUGCGGCGAACUCACGGCUGAUGGCGGCGCUGACGCAGGUGAAGGAGCGUUACAGCACUCCCAACCUUCGCAACGGCCUGUCGCCAAGCAACCCCACCAAGCUGUCAAUCACUGAGAACGGAGAGUUCAAGAACAGCAGCUGCUGAUUGGUCCUGCCCUGGGUGGGGGUGGGGUUUAAAGUAUAUAACUCCCUCGCCCACGAGAUGAGCUGCAGACAUCAAAGAGAGAAUUUAAAGAUAUAGAAUCUAUUAACACGAGUGUAAAUACUGAUGUUUGAUCUGAUGUACAGAGUGUGUGUGAGAGAGCGAGUGUGUGUGUGUGUGUGUGUGUGUGUGCGAGCGUGUGUGUGUGUGUGUGUG
This is a messenger RNA of Haplochromis burtoni (Burton's mouthbrooder), 14513 nucleotides long. RefSeq names its product RAS protein activator like 2 (gene rasal2). The record is from RefSeq and is a predicted model, not a curated record. The transcript is spliced from 19 exons. Gene Ontology annotation, biological process: regulation of GTPase activity. NCBI's taxonomy places the organism in Eukaryota, Metazoa, Chordata, Actinopteri, Cichliformes, Cichlidae. The coding region runs from base 10016 to 14269 and encodes 1417 amino acids.